Molecule: messenger RNA, 2674 nt
Organism: Schistosoma mattheei
Lineage: Eukaryota; Metazoa; Platyhelminthes; Trematoda; Strigeidida; Schistosomatidae
Source: the annotation of a GenBank genome assembly
ACGAAACGCGCGUCCUGGAUUCCAAUGCUAGCCACCAUCCAUCAUUGCUUAUAUCUGAUUGGUUCAUUUAUAAAAAAAAUAUAAUCUCGAUUUGAUUGGUUCAUAUUUAUUACUCAUCUUAAUGUUCAUUGGUUCAUUGAAAACAAUACAAUCUAAUAAAAAGAGUCAUGUUACCAUGUCAACAUUUAUUUAUUAUUAUUAUUAUUAUUAUUAUUAUUAUUAUUAAUCUAAUGAAUAACAUUAUGUUAAUAAGAUUAUUAAUUACAAUUAUUAUUAUUUCAUUUAUCUUAUUAUGUGCUAUUCAUCCAUCUAUAUGGCUUAUCAUUAAUAAUCAAUUAUGUUUAAAAGAGAAUAGUCAAUUAUAUAAUCAUUGGUUUAAUUCAUCUAUACCAAUUUAUAUACAAUUUUAUUUUUUUAAUUUAACAAAUCCAUAUGAAUUUCAAAAUGGUGCCAAACCUAAAUUAAAACAAUUAGGACCAUAUACAUAUAAUAUUAAAUAUUAUAAAUUCAAUAUACAACAUAAUUAUAAUAAUAAUACAAUAAAAUAUCAACAAUAUAAACGAUAUUAUUUCAAUUCGAAAUUAUCAAUUGGACAUGAAACCGAUCAUAUAACCCAUAUCAAUUUAGGAUUUGUUGCCAUAGCAACUAAAUUGAAUUCGUUACCACGAUUAAUUAAUUAUUUGAUUGAAUUAUAUGAAAAAUAUCAUCAUUAUAAAUUAAUACAAAUUAAAACAAUUCAACAAUUAUUAUGGGGUUAUAAUGAUGAAUUCUUAUUAUUAUUAUCUAAUUAUGGAUUUAAUAUAAAAAUGACAAAGAUUGGUUUAUUAUUAAAUUAUAAUGAUACAUUAAAUGAUGAUAUCAUCAUUCAUGAUGGUUUAAAAAAUCCUAAAAAUUUAGGCAAAAUCAUACAAUAUAAUAAUAAGACUAAAUUAAAUGAUUGGACAACAAUUACAGCGAAUAUGAUCAAUGGUACUGAUGGUACAAUCUAUCAUACUUAUAUAAAUAAACAAGAGAAACCCUAUAUAUUUCUGAAUGAUUUAUGUCGUUCCAUUCAAUUAACAAGAGAUUCAAUUAAACAAAUGAAUCAUUUAAAUGUAUUUAAAUAUUUAUUAACUGAGGAUACAUUUAAAUCUGGUGAAUUCUAUGAGAAGAAUAAAGGAUUUUGUUUAAAUUGGUCAAAUUGUUUUAAAGAUGGUGUAUUGGAUAUGUCAUCAUGUCAACCGAAUGCACCAAUUGUUAUAUCACAACCACAUUUUUUAAAUGCUGAUAAAUCUUAUCAAAAUGCUAUUGAUGGUAUACAACCUAAUAAUGAUGAAUAUAAUACAACCAUUUAUAUUGAACCAACUACUGGUCUUAUUAUAAAAGCUCAAAUUAAAUUACAAAUUAAUAUUGUGAUUAGAAAUAAUAAAAAAAUUAAACAAUUAUCUAAUAUUUCAAAUGUUUUAUUACCUUUAGUAUAUUUCAAUGAAUCUGUACAUUUAAAUGAAACAAUCACUAAUCAAAUAAAUAUGUUACUUAUUCAAUUACCAAUGAUUAUUCAAAUUGUUUUAAUCAGUAGUAUCGUAUUCAAUGUUCUAUGGUUAUGUUCAAUUAUAUUUAAAUUAUUUAAACAAAAUAGAUAUAAUUUAAAUAAUCAAAGAAUCAAUGAAGAAAAUCAGUGGUUAUUAAGUCAUCAUUGAGAAGGUGUCAAGGAAAAGUUUAUAUAUAUAUACAUAUUUCAUGUAAAUACUAUAAACCAUAUGAUAAAUCAGAAUUCAUCAAUUGUUCUAUUCUAUUGUUUUCUUCAUGUUUCUAAUAUUUCUAAUCUCAUAAGUAAUAAUCAAUAAAUCAUUUGUUUUCAAUGUAAUGAUAUUUUACAUGUGUAGCGUGGUGUCGGGUCCCAGUUGACUAUGAACAUCACUACAAAGAAACACGUGUCAAAUAAAUCAGAAGGUGAAUGCGGAUUAGAAUCAAGUUUAUUUCUUUGGCGAUCUCGUGGUAUCGAAUGAAUACUGAGAUCGUGCCAAGAAAAGGUACAAGCGAAAUCGGCAGGAGAAAGUACGUGCGAACGGGGUCACGAACAGCGAAACAGUAAUGGAGAAUAAUGGAGGAGCAAUAUGGCUGUCUUUAGCACAGUUAAACAAACGAGCACAGUAAAACAAUCAUUGGUACAAUUGGUUAUAAUAAUAAUUGUUUUCGUUAAAUUAAUCGCGUUCUCUUGAUAAAAGUAGGUCACUACACAUGAUUGAAUUCAUCAUGAAUUGACUUUAAUUGAUUUAUUAUUCGAAACUAGAAAGCAUUGAAUAGUUGCAACUUGAUCGAUAUGAUUUGGUCUACACUAAGAAGAAUCUGAUAUACAUGACAUUGAUCACUACUCAGUGAUCUAUCGAUUUUAAAUACAGUUCAGUCUUACAGGAGGACAGUCGUGGCCUGGAUAGCUUGUAGUGGCAUUGGACCAUAACCACACAAUCCUCAAAGCUGAACACGAGACGACUCGGAAAAUAGAUAUUCAAUAUUUAGCGCGGAGAAAUACCUGACGAUGUAGAAGGUGGGAAGAAUGUAUUGAAUGAAUUGGAGUUGAUCAGAUGGCAUGGCUCGGCCAUACAGGCGUGGUCCCUCUGAAUGUUACCUUGUAUCUUCUAUUCAUAUUAAAUAUAUUGUUCCUUCUCUAGCUCAACCUUGUUCUACAUCAUGU